AUGAGUUCCCCCCUUGGCGAUAACCCGACCUCGGGCAACCGAGGAGCUGGUCCACGAUCGGGCCGAAAGCGCCCAAGAAAUGCAGGCGAUGAUGUUGCAUCCCCUGCUGGGCUUGCAUCCAGCCCAAUGCCUUCUUCGCCCCCAGCGCCCUUCGACCAUAUGCAUGGCAUCGAAGACGAUGACGACGUGGAGGAUGAACCAGAGAUUCAGGACGACCUUGACGACGUGGACGAAAUGGCCGAAGAUGAUGUCGACUUGUUCCGAGAAGGGUUCGAAGCUGAUUACAGGUCUCGGGAGGAUGACGCCUACGAAGGCGUCGGCAUUGACGACGAAGGCGACUUUGACGACAUGGAUCUGGGACACAGACGAAGACUCGAAGCCCAGUUGGCUCGACGUGACAGAGAAGUUGCUCGUCGGCAGAGAAUCCCGGCGGCCUUCUUGCCCGGCGAUGAAGACGACGCCGACCUGGAUUUGACUGCGCAGCCGCGCCGCCGCCGCCGCCACUACGACGAAGACGCAGACGAUGCCAUGGACGCCGACAUCAUGGACGAAGACCUGUCGUUAGAGGCUCUCGGCGACGUCAAGGCCGAGAACCUCACCGAGUGGGUCUCGGAACCACUGGUCCAGAGAACGGUGAAGCGAGAGUUUAGAGCCUUCUUGACCUCGUACACCGACGCCUCCGGGUCCUCGGUGUACGGCAACCGCAUUCGUGCUCUUGGCGAGAUGAAUGCCGAGUCCCUCGAGGUUUCGUACGAGCACCUGUCCGAAAGUAAAGCCAUCCUGGCUUACUUUGUGGCCAAUGCCCCCGCCGAGAUGCUGAAGCUCUUCGACCAAGUCGCCAUGGACGUUGUCCUGCUGCACUAUCCCGACUACGACCAAAUCCACUCCGAGAUUCACGUGCGCAUAUUUGACCUGCCCGUGCACUACACCCUUCGCCAGUUGCGUCAGUCCCACCUGAAUUGCCUCGUGCGCGUCAGCGGAGUCGUCACGCGCCGGAGCGGCGUCUUUCCGCAGCUCAAGUACGUCAAGUUCGACUGCUCCAAGUGCGGGGUGACUCUUGGCCCUUUCCAGCAAGAGUCCAACGUGGAGGUCAAGAUCACGUACUGCCAGAGCUGCCAGUCUCGCGGCCCCUUCACGCUCAACUCGGAAAAGACGGUCUACCGCAACUACCAGAAGCUGACGCUCCAGGAGUCUCCGGGCACCGUCCCCGCCGGCCGCUUGCCGCGCACUCGCGAGGUCAUCCUGCUGUGGGACCUCAUCGACAAGGCCAAGCCGGGCGAGGAGAUUGAGGUGACGGGCAUCUACCGCAACAGCUACAACGCGCAACUGAACAAUCGAAACGGCUUCCCGGUCUUUGCCACCAUCCUGGAAGCGAACAACGUCAUCAAGGCCCACGACCAGCUGGCCGGGUUCCGCAUGACCGAGGAAGACGAGCAGGAGAUUCGAAAGCUUGCCCGGGACGCCGAUGUUGUGGACAAGAUUGUCAAUUCCAUCGCGCCGAGCAUUUACGGCCACACCGACAUCAAGACCGCGGUGGCCCUGUCGCUCUUUGGCGGCGUCUCCAAGAUCACCCGGGGCCAGCAUCACGUCCGCGGCGACAUCAACGUGCUGCUGCUGGGGGAUCCCGGCACGGCAAAGUCUCAGGUGCUCAAGUACGUGGAGAAGACUGCCCACAGAGCCGUGUUCGCCACCGGCCAGGGAGCCAGCGCGGUCGGGUUGACGGCCAGCGUGCGCCGGGAUCCGCUGACGAGCGAAUGGACCCUCGAGGGGGGCGCGCUGGUGCUGGCGGACCGCGGCACCUGCCUGAUUGACGAGUUUGACAAGAUGAACGACCAGGACCGAACUUCGAUACACGAAGCCAUGGAGCAGCAGACCAUUUCCAUCUCCAAGGGCGGGAUCGUGACGACGCUGCAGGCGCGAUGCGGCAUCAUUGCCGCAGCCAACCCCCAGGGGGGGCGAUACAACUCUGCGCUGCCCUUUUCCGCCAACGUCAACCUCACGGAGCCGAUCCUGUCUCGGUUCGACAUUCUCUGCGUGGUGCGAGACACGGUGGAGCCGGAGGAGGAUGGGCGACUGGCCCGGUUUAUAGUGUCGUCGCACAGUCGCAGCCACCCCGUGCGUGGGACGGCGGCACAGGGCUCGAUGCAGGUUGAGCGCGAUGCCGCCGCCCUGUCCGAGACGCAAGACACGGCUUCUGGGGGCGAUUCUUCUGCCCGGGCCGAGACAUGGCCAGACACUGCUGCGGCUGCGGCUGCGGGCGCGACCAAGGAGGGCGAGAUCCCGCAGCAACUUUUGCGCAAGUACAUCCUGUACGCCCGCGAGCGGUGCCACCCCAAGCUCUUCCAGAUGGACGAGGACAAGGUGGCUCGUCUCUUUGCCGACAUGAGGAGAGAAUCCCUGGCCGCCGGGGCCUAUCCCAUCACGGUCCGUCACCUGGAAGCAAUCAUCCGCAUCAGCGAGGCCUUUUGCCGGAUGCGCUUGUCAGAGUACUGCUCGGCCCAGGACAUUGACCGUGCCAUCGCAGUCACGGUGGACAGCUUUGUGGGCAGCCAGAAACUCAGCUGCAAGAAGGCGCUGUCGCGCGCCUUUGCCAAGUAUACUCUGAGAGCGCCACGGACGGGGGCCGGGGCCGGGGCCAGUCGAAGAAGAGGUGCAGCGUCGGCGUGA
Molecule: messenger RNA, 2667 nt
Organism: Ustilaginoidea virens
Lineage: Eukaryota; Fungi; Ascomycota; Sordariomycetes; Hypocreales; Clavicipitaceae
Exons: 3
Coding region: 1-2667 (888 amino acids)
Biological process (GO): mitotic DNA replication initiation; double-strand break repair via break-induced replication; DNA replication
Cellular component (GO): MCM complex; nucleus
Molecular function (GO): single-stranded DNA helicase activity; 3'-5' DNA helicase activity; ATP binding
Source: RefSeq, a predicted model, not a curated record